AUGGUGGAAGCUCAGAAAUAUCGGAUUGAGCAAGAGAUGACUAACUUGGUCAACGAGUUAGACAGAAGUUAUUUAAGAAAAAUGCAGGGUGAUAUGCAUAGAUGUGCAGCAAAAUGCUGCGAUGAUGCACAAGUUUCACUAGAAAGAGUUCAUGGAUGCAUUGAUAAUUGCACAAUUUCACUUAACCAGGCUAAUAAUUAUGUUCAGAAUGAGAUCAACCACUUUCAAAAUAGAUUACAAAGAUGCGUUAUGGACUGCAAUGAUUCAGCAAGAGAUAGAUUGGGUCCAGACCCAAGCCAAGAGACAAUUGACAGGUGCACCAUAGAUUUUGAGAAAUGUGCUGUUAAAUGUGUUGAUAAGCACAUGGCUCUGAUCCCAUCUAUGAUGAAGACCAUGAAGUCUGUGCUGGCAAGUGGUAAACCUCCUCCAGUCAAAAACAAC
This is a messenger RNA of Iphiclides podalirius (scarce swallowtail), 441 nucleotides long. The record is from the annotation of a GenBank genome assembly. NCBI's taxonomy places the organism in Eukaryota, Metazoa, Arthropoda, Insecta, Lepidoptera, Papilionidae.